Molecule: messenger RNA, 1530 nt
Organism: Exophiala bonariae
Lineage: Eukaryota; Fungi; Ascomycota; Eurotiomycetes; Chaetothyriales; Herpotrichiellaceae
Exons: 3
Coding region: 1-1530 (509 amino acids)
Source: RefSeq, a predicted model, not a curated record
AUGGCACGUCGACCUGGUCGUCGUGUGCUCGAUAUGUCAAGCGACGAUGAUCAAUUUCAAGGCCCCAUGUCACCCAAUACUGAGAGAAAGUACAACGCCAUCAAAACCAUGGAGGCAUAUCUCGGAAAUGCCAACGCAGAAGAGCUGGUCACAAGAGACCCUCGACAGCCUUCUACUCUUCAAACCAUGAAAGUCACUCCACGCAGUGAAAUAACCGGAACAAUUGAAAACAAGCAGGCUGGUGCUAAAGCACAACAGCUGAAUGCAUGGAAAACCUACUCGCAAACUGAAGAGGCGCAAGCCACUGCCAUUGGAGCAAAACAGCCUGUCGGUACCGGCAAGGGAAACUCCCAUCGAGCAACCCUACAGGCAGAAUACCAUCCUGUACUUGCCUCAACCAGCACGAACCAUGGGUCGAAACGUGCCUUCAAUGCCAACUUGCCAGUCAAGUCUGGAAGACUACUCGUCAAUGCCGACCCGGCAUUAGCAUGCAACAAUAUUGAGGGUGCGAACAAGAAAGCCAAGGUCCAGGUCCAGGAUCGCGGUAAGAGACAAUUCCAAGAGCGCCCCUGGCCCCCCGCGGCUCUUCAAGGAACAGUUCUUGCCGCUCCAGGCGACUUUAUGUCGGCUGUCAAGAACAUGCUUCCGUCCACAAUACCUGUCAACCAGAGUCCCGCUGCCCCCGUCAAUGCACAGCCCGCCAUCAUACAAUCUCCCCAGGCUGGAGAGCGUGGCAAGCAUGUUGUGUUGAACAACACCAUCGAUGCCAAUAGCCCUGAGAUUCGUAAGAUUCCUGUUGAGGAGUUUUCGUUUCCUGUUCAAGACGUACUUCAUCCAGGCGAGAUCUCCACGCAUACCGAUGGAGCACCAAGCCCGGCCUCUUUCUCGGGGUUUAGCGCUCAAGAAGCUGUGUCCCCUGUGGAUAACACACUCAUGGAUACACCCAUCAUGGAUAAUGUGUCGAAGAUCACUGUCAUGAAACACCAGGAAUACGCUUCAGUCACACAGCUCCACGCUCUUGAGACCCAAGUCGACCUCUUGAAGGCGAGACUUGAAGAGCUCCAUCGUGCUGUGGCCUUGAUCAAAUUGAAUGAUACAAAGGGUGCGACAGUCUCUAACGGCGAGCCUAAGCCUUCCUUCGCUCGUCAGACUCCUCUACCUGAAUUACACCAUGGUCACGACUAUCGCGGUGGCCUGCUAACCGAAACUGUGACCAAGAGUUCAUUUGCAAACGUGCAUGCAGCAGAGAAUGUGGGUCUUGGUAUUACUGGAACCGCGGUUCGACCCUCUCCGGAGUCAGCAAUGCCCUCGAAGACUAUGCCUCUACAACGCAAGUCGACCAACGUGAGUGGCUCUAUCUUUGGAGAUUCAAAGAUAGAUCUGGAGUCAGCAGUGUCCCCAAAUGCUAUGCCUCCACAGCACAAGGCUACCGACAAGAGUGGCAUUAUCUUUGGAGAUUCAAGAGUUGUCCAACGUGGCUUCAGCACCGCUGCGUUCAGCAACAGUGUUCAAGACCCCCCACAAGGCUAG